Frankliniella occidentalis (western flower thrips) is the source of this 1543-nucleotide messenger RNA. RefSeq lists its product as uncharacterized. Lineage: Eukaryota; Metazoa; Arthropoda; Insecta; Thysanoptera; Thripidae. The coding region runs from base 25 to 1131 and encodes 368 amino acids. The transcript has 2 exons. The record is from RefSeq and is a predicted model, not a curated record.
CUUUAUUGUUUUGAAUCUCAGCCGAUGAGCCGAGCCGGUGUUUUUUUCCCUAGCUUCCGCCGCCCUCCCUAUCCCCUCUCCCUUCUCCGUUCCCAAUUGCGUUUGCCUGUGCGUCGCUGCAAUGACGGCGUGCUGCUCCCGCAGGAGGACGACGCGGCCAACAACGAGGUCGACGUGGACGAGGCGCAGCGCAAAGAGGACCAGCAGGACGACGACUCCCCCGGCGCCGCGCUCUCGGGGAUGUACUCGGACUGCCUGCUGCGCCUGUCCGUGCCCUGCGUCCAGCGCAAGCUGCUCCUGUUCCUCGACCGCCUGGGCCGCAUGGAGCGCUUCCGGCUGCUGGGCGACUUCCUGACCGUGGUCCGCGUCGAGCCGCGCAACGGGGAGGCGCGCCGCAUCGUCCUGGACGAGGAGGCUGACGUCACUGACCUGGCCGGCAUGGUGGACCGCCUGGUUGACGACUUCUUCGACACGCACGUGCUGCGUUUCUCCCUGCCGGGCACUCUCCGGGUCGGGCGCUCCCCCAAGACGACUGUGGACAUCCACCUGGACCGGCCGGGCGGCCCCCACGACGACGAGGACGACGACGAGGACGUCGACCAGGGCCGCUCCCUGGGCGGCCACCACGGCGGCGUGGUCGAGGGCAGGGGCUCCAUCUCCAUCGGGGGUGGCGGCAACAGCAAGAAGAAGCAGAAGAUGAUCAAGAAGAUCAAGAAGAAGCUGAUGAAGCUGCUCAUGAUGGCCAUGUCCGUCAUGAUGGUCAUGGGCCCCAUGACGGGCGGCAUGGCGGGUAACACGGCCGGGCUGGCGCUCAUGCUCGGCACCCUCGCGCUCAUCAUCCUAAAGGCCAUGCUCAUCAAGCAGAUGGGCGGCAGCGUCGGCCAGCUGUUCGGCAACAUCGGCAGCUCCUUCGGCAACCUGGCCGGCAUCCCGGGCCUGCCGGGCCAGCAAGGCCAGGGCACGAACUACCUGCCGUCAGGCACCGGGGGAGGGCCUUACUCGCGCAGCGACUACGCCUACCAGCCGUACGCGACCUGGGCCGGACGGUCAGCCGAGUCCUGGUUCGGCGACCUACCCGACCCGAUGACCCUUGCAUACCGCGCCUACGCCAUUGCCACCCACCUCAAGUAGAACGUAUCGAAAGUUAGUGGACAUUGUUCCGAAGGGAUAAUUUGUUGCUUGUUUUGUGUUUUCAGAGCCAAUAAGGGUUGUUGUUCUUUUGAACUAAAAGCGAUGGAAGCGUAAUUCUGUAGGACCUCACGGCCAUCGAAACUCCUGUGAUAUUUUGCCGUGGUUGGUCUUUUUGUUUUUAUUAUAGAUCUCUACAACUGGCAUUGCCGUUAUCUUUCUGGGACUUCCAUGACGACCUGGUUUAGUGAAAAUGAAAAAUGCUCCGGUUUUUAUUGUAUGACCGUAAUCUCACAGGUGUGAGUUACUCGUCUCACACCUCAGUACGAAUUAUUUUAUGACUGUUCACUUGGGUCAUGCGAAAUGAUAUAGUGUAUUGUCUCAAAAUGGUAAAUCCUUGUACAAAAAUCCCCCC